Molecule: messenger RNA, 1884 nt
Organism: Drosophila obscura
Lineage: Eukaryota; Metazoa; Arthropoda; Insecta; Diptera; Drosophilidae
Gene: BBS4
Product: Bardet-Biedl syndrome 4 protein homolog
Exons: 10
Coding region: 68-1528 (486 amino acids)
Biological process (GO): cilium assembly; protein localization to cilium
Cellular component (GO): ciliary basal body
Molecular function (GO): protein binding
Source: RefSeq, a predicted model, not a curated record
UUUCAUUGUCCGAAAACUUUAUAUUUCAGAGAGCACCAACAACAACAAAAUAUACAUAUAUCUACUCAUGUACGAAGCCGGCGCGGAGCAGAUCAAUUGCAACGGCAGAAUCAUUGAAUUGCCCAGCCUGGAGGUGGUGCGUCCAGCACCCAAAAUGCCCAGCGAUGCCAACAUUGAUUGGCUGCUCCACAUUUACUUUACGCGGCGCGAGUUCACCCGCUGUCGCCGACUCAUCGAACGUGAGCUGAAUCGUCAUCUGAAUGCCGAGUAUCUGUACUUUGUCCAGGGCCUAAUUGACCGCGAAGAGGGCAACCACAUCGAGGCGCUGCGACACCUGCAAAGAUCCGUGGAGCUCAAUCCGCAGAACAUCGAGACGUACAAGGAAAUCGGACGUACUCUGUACGUGAUGGGUCGCUUUAGUCAAGCGCUUGGCGUGUUCCGGGAGGCCGAGCAGCGCAGUCCCCGCAAGGACCACGAAAUAUAUCACUAUCUGGGCGAGCUGCUGUACCGGGCGGCGACCACUCAGACCCAGCUGGAGUUGGCCAAAAAGCAGCAGGACGAGGCACGCGCAUACUUCGAGCUGGCCGUGCAGACGGGCAGGAAGAUGGAGAGCCACGUCCGGCUGGCAGAGCUCUAUCGCAAGGACAAGCAAUACCAGCAAGCCAUCGAUGUUCUCGAGAACUGUCUGCAUUUGACGCCGGAAAAUGCGGAGGUGCUGAUUGAAAUCAGCGUUUUGUACUUGAAAAUCAAUGAGACCCAAAAGGCCUACGAUCGCUUGGCGGAAGUCGUCAACAUUGAACGGAAAUGCUCGCACAUGCCCAAGGGCCUGCUGGCCUUUGGCGCCAUACUUCAGUCGCGCAACGAUGUCGAUGGCGCCUUGAGCAAGUACAGCCAAAUCGCAAACGCUGAGCCGGAAAUUGCCGAACUGUGGAACAACAUUGGUUUGUGCUUCUUCAAGAAGCAAAAAUUCAUUGCGGCGGUUUCAUCGCUGCGCAAAUCCGUUUGGCUCUCGCCGCUUAAUUACAAUGCCCUCUACAACUUGAGCCUCAUCUACAUAGCCUCUGAACAAUACGCCAGCGCUUUUCACACGCUGGCCGCAGCCAUAAACCUGCGCAAGGACAAUGCCGAGUGCUACAUGCUGCUGGGUCUCUGUCUGCGCAAACUGGACGAUGUGGAUAACGCAUUCGUGGCCCUUGAAAGGUCCAGCAGCAUGGCCACUUGUCAGCAGGCGGCCGGACGGAAUCCUUUGGUGUUCCUGAACUUUGCCCUCUUCUGUUACGAGACGGGACGCCUGACUAUGGCCGCAGAGCAGUACAAUCGAUUCAUAAGCCAGUCGCAGGACCUAAUGCUGCCCACGGAAUACAAGUUUCAGGCAACCAAGCUCAAGUCCCUGCUUCGUAUAUCGAAUCAUGGCCAUGGAAUGCUGCUCGAUGCAUCCGAUUCGAAUGAGACUGCGCUGGGAACGGCGCCGGACAUGCGGCCAGAUGAGCUGCCACUUGAGGUGAAUGCAGUUGUCAGCAGGAACUGAAGCGGAAAUCUCUUUGAAUGUCGUACACAUACUACACAUACGAUUGUGUACCAUUUACGAAUGAAAGAAAUGCAAUUUACUGGCAUCAAAGAUGCUUAACUCACAUCAAACAUUUAUUUGAACGUGUUUACACUUAUAUAGAACUUGAAUGAUACUCGUCAAAUGCAUCGUUACCUAAUAUUAUGGAGUAAGCUGUAACCGCAAGAUGAAUAAAUACGAUAAUCCGAAUAAACUGCAGGGACUGAAUGGGGUGGUACCACCCCAUGCCAGGGGGGCAAUGUAACGCGUGGGCUCUCGAGUUCCUGCCCGCCUGGCAUGUGGAUUUAGCUCUGGUCACAGCUUUAGUUACACAAACA